Rosa rugosa (rugosa rose) is the source of this 2328-nucleotide messenger RNA. RefSeq names its product protein FAR1-RELATED SEQUENCE 5-like. The record is from RefSeq and is a predicted model, not a curated record. Lineage: Eukaryota; Viridiplantae; Streptophyta; Magnoliopsida; Rosales; Rosaceae. Gene Ontology annotation, molecular function: zinc ion binding. The transcript has 4 exons. The coding region runs from base 253 to 2328 and encodes 691 amino acids.
AAUGUUCUUGUUCUGAUAAAUUGAGAAUCUGGGAUUAUGGGAAUUAUUGAACUGAGGUUGAAUUGGAAAAUUGAAAAUUGAAAUUUUGAAUUGGUAUUGUUCAAUUUAUUUCUGUCUUACUGAUAUCAACUGGGAAUUUGGUAAAGGCGUAAUGUUGCAAAGUUGGAAAUUUGGUGAAGCUGGAAUUCUGGAUAUUUGGGUGUUCUUGUUUCUGUUGUUGGCUUGGUCAGAUUGUUCUCGAAAGGACUUAAGAUGUCAAGUCAGGAUGCAUUAGAUGAACCUCAACCUGAGAUUUCAGACACUAAUUUGCAAGAGUCUGAAAGUGGCAUCAAUCAGUUGGAAUAUAAUGGUAUUAGAUACGAUAAGUUGGCUCCAGAAGACAUUAUAGGCGUGAAGUUUGUAACUGUUGAGGCAGCAGAGACUUUUUACUAUGCUUAUGCGAAAGCAAUGGGUUUUGAUGUUAGAAAGGAUGACAAGAGAACAAGUGCAAGGACUGGGAGAGUCACUAUCCGCAAAUGGGUUUGUUCUGCAGAGGGGGAAAGACUAGAGAAAUAUAUGGACAACAAUAAUAAUGUCCGUAUGCCAAAGAAAUUGACAAGGUGUCACUGCCCAUGUUUGUUCAAAGUAAGGUACUUCAAGGAGAAGAACUCGUAUGUCGUAGUUGAUUUCAAAACAGAUCAUUCACAUGAUCUUGCACAGCCACAGGAGUCUCAUUUUCUUAGGUCACAUCGGUCUGUCCCAGAUUCUCAUUUAGCUUUAGCCACAUCUAUGCGGAGAGUAUCCAUUAAGACUUGUCAUGCAUAUCAAUACAUGGCUAACAUAUCUGGAGGGUUUGCGAAUGUUGGUUUCAAAAUGAAAGACUUGUACAAUAAAUUGGACUCGAGUCAACGUGAAAUUGUACUUGAAGGGGAUGCAAAAGCUACACUUGCCUAUCUUGAAGGAAAAGCAGCUGAAGAUAAGAAAUUAUUUUGCAAGUACAGCACAGAUGAGAGUAACAGGUUGGCCAACUUAUUUUGGAGAGACUCAACUUCAUUGCUAGAUUAUUGUUGUUUUGGGGAUGUUUUGGUAUUUGAUAGCACCUACAAGACUAAUCACUAUGGGAAGCCCUUGGUAUUGUUUGUGGGAUCAAACAACCAUCUAUUGACUACAAUUUUUGGUUUUGCAUUAUUGGUAGAUGAAACAGUUGAGACAUACACAUGGGUUUUGCAGAUGUUCUUAGAGUCUAUGGAGGGCAAAAAACCUCUGGGCAUUUUGACCGACGGUGAUGAAGCAAUGGGAAAGGCUAUUGAACUAGUGGUUCCAGGUUGUCCACAUCGUUUAUGUACAUGGCAUAUUUCUAAAAAUGCUCAGAAAAACUUACGCAACCCUGAAAUAGUUGCAGAGUUCAGACGUUGCAUGUUUGAUGAAACAACUCCCUGUGGUUUUGAGCAACGAUGGAGAGCUAUGGUGGAAAAAUAUGGUCUUCAUAAUAGAAAUUGGGUGAAGAUGAUGUAUGAUAAACGAGAGAAAUGGGCUGAAGCAUUUGUGAGUGGACAUUUUUUCGCUCGCAUGCGUAGCACGCAGCGAUGUGAAGGCAUGAAUAGGUAUGUGAAGGAUAGUCUCAGCUUCAGUGGAGUGAAAUUGAUUGAACUCAUUCCACAGCUUGAUAAAGCAUUGGAACGACUUAGAAAUAAAGUAGCUGAAGAAGAUUUUCGAUCAAAUAACUCCGCUCAUGUACUUUCUACCCAACUCAGACAGUUAGAGAAGCAUGCCUCUACCAUUUAUACGGAUAAUGUGUUUCAACUAAUAUGUGUGGAGAUAGAUCGGGUUGGAGGACUGAUAACUUCAAGGAUCAUGCAUCUGAAUUCAUGUCGUGUGUACAUUACGUCUAGUUAUAACAAUGAUGAAGAGAAAGAGUGCACAACUACUUAUUAUCAUCGGGAAAGUGAUCCUCGAGUAGUAUGCUCUUGCAAACUUUAUGAAUGUGAAGGAAUCCCAUGUUCUCAUUUAUUUAAUGUAAUGAAGCAUGAGCGCAUGAGGGAGAUACCUUUGUCCUUAGUAUUAAAGCGGUGGACAAAGCAAGCAAAAUCUGAAUUUCACUCCACAGUUUCCAAGGAAAAUAUGCCUAGUGAAGCUGUACGAUUGGCCAGGCAUGGAGAUUUAAGUUAUUUAAGUAGCAGGAUAUCAUAUCUUGCUUCACAGACAAAGGAGGGUACCGACAUUUUGAAGAAAGAACUCAGUAGAUUGGAGUCGAUACUUGGAGAUGUUUUGAAGCAACAAAAAGAUGUAGGUGAUAGUCCAGAUCCAUGUAAUAACAUUGUAAGAGAUCCUAUCAGGAGACAGCCCUGA